Danaus chrysippus (African queen) is the source of this 420-nucleotide messenger RNA. The record is from the annotation of a GenBank genome assembly. Lineage: Eukaryota; Metazoa; Arthropoda; Insecta; Lepidoptera; Nymphalidae.
AUGCCAUCUAGUCCCGGGGCAGUCUUCUUCCUCCUCAUUUUUUCCACCGCCGUCUGGAGCUCCGCCGGAGUCACCUCAGGUACUCCCUCCUCCGCCGUCCCGUCGUGGCGAGGAAUCAACUACCAUACAUACACAGCUAUUUAUAUUUGGGUAAAAAUGUGGCGAGCAACAGUUAUCGUUUGUUUUAUACUGAUCGUGAGUGCACUAUGCAUCAAUCUGUCGUGUAAUUCGUGUGGCAUCGAGUGUGCUCCGGCUUGUGGUACGAGACGAUUCCGUUCCUGCUGCUUUAACUACCUGAGGAAGAAACGAGAAGAUCAUGAAUUCACUUAUAAUAUUGAACAAUCAAAGAUACCAGUUUUCCUUAUCGAUAAUCCUGAAACUGCAAGCAACGUUGCUACUAACGAUUUCAAGGCUUUUUAA